This is a messenger RNA of Bombus impatiens (common eastern bumble bee), 17243 nucleotides long. It is a transcript of the gene Dhc93AB, whose product is annotated as dynein beta chain, ciliary. NCBI's taxonomy places the organism in Eukaryota, Metazoa, Arthropoda, Insecta, Hymenoptera, Apidae. Gene Ontology annotation, cellular component: dynein complex. Gene Ontology annotation, biological process: microtubule-based movement. Bases 1 to 13593 code for a protein of 4530 amino acids. The transcript is spliced from 37 exons. Gene Ontology annotation, molecular function: ATP binding; minus-end-directed microtubule motor activity; dynein light intermediate chain binding. The record is from RefSeq and is a predicted model, not a curated record.
AUGUUGGAUUCGGAGGGUAGCGCGGAGAGCGUCCGCGGUUCGGAGAAUUCGACGGCGCGCGAGGAAACGAUCGUCACGCUGCCGAAUCGGCAGAAUGCGGACGGUGACAAGCUCGAGGAAUUCGAGAAGCUGCUUCAAACGAUUUUACCUUCUCGCACACCGUCGCAGGAGGAGGAGGAAACGGAAGAGAACGAGAUCGAGAAGAAGAUAGAAAUGGCUACUCCCGAUGGACCGGCGGAUUUUCGUUUGGAUUACAUCGGUGGUUUCGUGCAGAAGUCGCUGAAACUGAAGCCGGAGAAGUGGGCCAGAUUACUCCUCACGGAGGAAUACAGAAACGCUGUGCUGGAUUUUGUUGAUAAUCCUCUGCCAGCUGCUCUUUUUGUAGCUUUGACACCGAACGCACAAUUGGUGGCUUCAACCUCGUUCCCUAUACCAUGUCAGAGAACCAAAGGUAUUUACGUCGUGAAGAUAGAACAGGCGCCAUUACCCAAGGAGAAAGAAGUUUGUUCAUCGAUGCUGAUAUUAGGGGAUCUGUCGUCUCGAGUCGUCGAUCAAUUAGCUACUUUGGUGGACAAUUUAUUCGCGCCCCUGUUGAGCAAAGCAGAGAAUCACAAGGAUUUGCCUGACGUCGCGAUUCAGGACAUCUGUAGACACGUUCAUUCUCUUCGCGGUACUCUGUACCAAGUGAAAGGCCAGGUAAACGGCAGAACGGUGCUCCCAAUGCCAGCCGGAAUGGAGAGGGCAACGGAAGUGGAGAAGCUGGUGCGAACAGAAGGCCCCCAAGCUGUCGAUCUGUAUUUGAAGAGCGCCAUCGAGGGUGUCGUGAUAAAGUGGGCCUACUUGGUGAACGACGUUGUCACUCAGGAAUCUGGCGCAGCUUUUGAGAAUGGUCAAAAUCCCACCCCCUAUGUCGAGCUUGACUAUUGGUCCACGAGACUAGCUAAUUUAAGAUAUAUCUACGAUCAAUUGCGAGAGGAUCGCGUGAAGAAAAUGGCGAGCAUUUUGGAAACGACAGACAGCGCCUAUUUCCCCUGCUUUCGCACCCUUUUCGAUAACGUGGUAUCCUCGAUGGCAGAGGCGAAAGAGAUAUCUCUGUAUCUAUCUCCAUUGGCCAAGUGUUUCAAAGCGGUCGAAGAGGUCGACUUCUCCGAGGCUAAGCCGCUAAUGGCCACGCUGAUACACUCGGUCGGAUUAGCCUGGUCGAAAUCUAGCUACUAUCAGAGCUCCACCAAGGUGAUCAUCAUGUUUCGACAGAUUUCCAACCUGUUGAUACAGGAGGCUCGUCGAUUCCUCGACCCAACCUCCAUUUUCCAGAGCGACGUUGACGAGGCUUUACAGCGUGUGCAAAUAUCUCGAGGCGUCUUGGAAGAGUUCAAACGACAAUUCGAACUUAGGAAAGACAUGCCAGCGAUGAAACCCGAUGCACCACCGUGGACCUUCAAUUCCAGCGCCGUUUUCGCUCGCCUGGAUGCUUUCUUGAAACGACUGAGCGAUAUCGAGUGGCUAUUUAACACCGUGAUGGAAUUUUCCAAGCUGGAAAAGAUAGAAAUCGGCGGGAUUCUCGGCCGAUCCCUCAGCACCAGGAUCGUCAACGUGUACAAAGAGUUCCAGCAGCUGUUCGUUUCUUUCACGGUGCGGGCAAACGACGCGCUCGAGCCAGACGACGAAUCUUUCACCGUAGACUGUGCCAAGUUCAACGAGUCCAUCACCGAUCUCGAUUGUAAAUUGGCGGCCAUUCUUUGCCAGGCUUUCGACGAUUGCGGCAACCUCGAGAGCGUUUUCAAGUUGAUAAAUAUCGUUGGAACGGUGCUAGACAGGCCAAUGAUAAGCAAACAGUUCGCAAAUCGCUACACCAGAAUUUUGGAUCUAUUGAACGUCGAGCUGACUGUAGUCGAAGUUCUGUUUAAUCGUGGCACUAGAGGCGCUCUAAUUAAUCUUCCACCUUUAGCCGCGGCUCUGACAUUUAUCACCAUGCUCAGACAACGCAUCGAUCUUCCCGUUCAAUCUUUCAAAGCUAUUCAACAUCCAAUAGUGAACAGCGAAGAGGGCCAGAAUAUAGAAAAACGUUAUGAAAGGCUUAUCCAAAUCUUUAAGGAUAAGGAGACUGAAUUGUUCACGGAAUGGGCACGAACCGUACCUGACGCAGUCGAUAUUGGACUGAAUCGCAAUAUUCUCUAUCGCGAGAAGGAUUCCACGUUACUGCUCAACUUUGAUCCCCAGCUUUUGUGUGUUUUAAAGGAAGUGAACUAUCUGAAGCAAAUGUCUCGAUCAGACAUUCCCGAGGAGGCAAUAAAGGUGUCGGAAAACGUCGAAACGUUCCGAAAGUUCCGCACACUGCUAGCAGCCACGGUGUGUUCGUACAACAACGUGUGCAAGACGACCAGGCGAGUGGAGUUGCAGCUGAUCGAGAAGGAGAUAACUAGGAUCGAUUCGUUGGUGUCUCGAGGAGAAACAGAAUUAUGCUGGAAGUCGGACGGCGUUCUGGAGUACAUCGUGGAAUUGGGUGAACUCGUGGAGGGGCUCUGGAAGCGAAUCAAAUCGACCCAGACGAACGCCGAGAAGAUCAAAGCGGUGUUGGACGCCUGGACGAGGACGCCUCUCAUCGAGAGGAAGGAUCGUCGUAAGGACGCUUUAUUGUCGUUCGACGAGCGGCCAGAAAAAGUAUCAAGACGUUACGGCGAGGUCGAGAGGGCUGCCGAACAGAUUCAUUCGUUGUUGGAAGAGAACAGGCUGCUUUUUCAAGUUUCCGACGAAAUGGAGGAACCGUGGCAAAAAUACGUAGAUUACAUCGAUAGGAUCGUGAUGGAGUCCCUUCGAAGGGCUGUAGGGUGUUCGUUAGGGUAUUUGGUAGACAAUAUGGAUUCCAAUGAAGAAACUGAGCCGCUGUUAGAAGCGAAGUUAGAACUCAGGGAACCAGAUCUCUAUUACGUGCCUUCAUUGGAACCCGACGAUCCGGAUGGAUUGGACCAAUUAAUCUUGGCACUAUUGAACGAUAUCAUAGGGAUGGCUGCACUGGUGCCACGAUUGAAAAGAGAUGCCAUAGGAUACAGCGAGGAACUAGAGGAAGAUCCAGAUAUAAAGGGGAUGAAAAAUGAAAUUAUGAAUAACGUUUCGACCGCGGUGGAGGAAGCUACCGAAUUCUGCAGCAACUUCGAAGGAUACGCCUAUCUCUGGUUGGACGAUAGAGACAUGGUGAUGCAACAGUUUCUCGAGUAUAGCCGACAAUUGACGAUGGAGGAAAUGGAGAUGGUGGCCGUGCAGGAUCCCAAGGGGCCGACACGGUCACCGCCGAAAAUGGAGCAAUUCCGCGAGCAAAUCGACCUUUACGAGGGCCUCUAUCUCGAGAUCGAGGAAAUGGAACCAUCGAAAGUGUUUUGUGGCUGGUUCAGGGUAAACCUCAGACCCUUCAGACAGUCGGUGCUGAACAUGGUCUGCAAAUGGUCCAGCAUGUUCAAGAGACAUCUGGUCGAUCGCGUUACCAGCAGCCUCUCGGAUUUGGGAUCGUUUAUAAGACGAGCAGACGAGGGUUUGCUCCAACCAAUACAACCAGGUGACUACGUCGGACUCGUUAGCGUGAUGGGUUAUCUCUUGCAAGUGAAAGAAAGGCAACCGACUACGGAUGAAAUGUUCCAGCCGUUGGAAGAGACGAUCGAAUUGUUGAAAUUUUACGAUCAGGAUAUCCCAGAGGAAGUAAACGUUCUGCUUCAAGAACUGCCCGAGCAAUGGUCCAAUACGAAGAAACUGGCGCUUAUGGUUAAACAGCAAGUGGCACCCCUGCAAGCAGGUGAAGUGUCCAGAAUACGAGGACGAAUCUCCGCGUUCGACACGACCAUAACUCACUACCGCGAAGCUUUUCGGCGCUACAGCUUCUUCAAACACGAUUGUUCGAAUCCUUACGAACUAUUAGACGAAGGACACAAAGAGAUUCUGAUGUUGGAACGUCAAAUGAAAGACAUCCAAGAGUCUGCAUCGUUGUUCGAAGUUAUGGUGCCAGAAUUCAAAGUGUUGAAGCAAUGCAGAAGAGAGUUGAAGAUGUUGAAGCAACUAUGGGACUACGUGAAUAUCGUUAGAAGCUGUAUAGAAGGAUGGAAGACUACGCCUUGGAGAAAAAUCGACGUAGAGAACAUGGACAUCGAGUGCAAGAAAUUUUCCAAGGAGAUACGAGCCCUGGACAAGGAAAUGAGAUCGUGGGACACUUUCGUAUCGUUGGAGGCAACCGUGAAGAAUAUGUUGACGUCCUUGAGGGCCGUAGCAGAACUCCAGAAUCCAGCUAUAAGGGAAAGACAUUGGAGGCAAUUAAUGAAUAGCACCAAGGUACGAUUCGUUAUGGACGAGUCUACCACGUUGGCCGAUCUUCUGGAGCUAAAUCUUCAUGAGUGCGAGGAAGAAGUGAAGAACAUCGUGGACAAAGCCGUGAAAGAAAUGUCUAUGGAAAAGUACAUGAGAGAAUUGAACGCCACCUGGUCGAAAAUGGAAUUCGAGAAAGAAAUUCACGCUAGAACUGGCGCUACCCUAAUAAGAGCCAGCGAGGAAUUGAUCGAAACGUUGGAAGAGAACCAGGUCCAGCUACAAAACCUUAUCACUUCGAAGUUCAUCGCCCACUUCCUAGAAGAAGUCUCCAGCUGGCAACGAAAGCUGAGCAUCGCCGAUCAAGUUACUACAAUCUGGUUCGAGGUGCAACGAACCUGGAUGCACCUCGAGAGCAUCUUCACCUCCUCGGAAGAUAUAAGAAGACAAUUGCCAGUGGAUGCCGAGAGGUUCGAUCGAAUCGACAAGGAAUUCAAGCAAAUGACAGAGGAACUAGCGAAGACGCCAAACGUUGUGCAAGCAACGAACAGAGAAGGCCUGGUGUCUUCUCUCGAUAUCCUCCAAAAGGAAUUGGUUCUCUGCGAGAAAGCCUUGGCAGAAUAUUUGGAAACGAAGCGUCUCGCGUUUCCGAGAUUCUACUUCGUUUCGUCCAGCGAUCUGUUGGAUAUUUUGUCGAAUGGAAAUCAGCCGGAGAUCGUGGCCAAGCAUCUGACAAAACUAUUCGACUCCAUGGCUCGAUUGAAAUUCGAUGACGCGGCUGCUGGCUCGCCAAAACGCGUAUUGGGUAUGUUCGCGAAAGAUGGAGAGUACGUGGAAUUCGCAAACUGCGAGAUGAGCUGCGAGGGCGCAGUGGAGGCAUGGUUAAAUCGUCUGCAACAAGCGAUGAGAGUCACAAUAAGAUACUAUUUCAGCGAGGCUGUGAUAACUUACGAGGAGAAAUCCCGAGAACAAUGGCUGUUCGAUUAUCCAGCUCAAGUUUCUCUCUGUGGAACGCAAAUUUGGUGGACGACUGAGGUGAACAUCGCGUUCGCCAGACUGGAAGAGGGUUACGAUAAUUCUCUGAAAGACUAUCUAAAGAAACAGAUCUCUCAAUUAAGUACACUGAUCACGCUAUUGAUCGGAGAGCUAACGAAACAGGAGAGACAAAAGGUGAUGACGAUCUGCACUAUCGAUGUACAUUCUCGAGACGUGGUGGCGAAGCUAGUGCAGUCCAAGGUGGAGACGUCGCAGGCGUUCCAAUGGCAGAGUCAACUUCGCCAUCGUUGGGACGAAAAGGAGAAGGAUUGCUUUGCUAAUAUUUGCGACGCGCAGUUUAAAUACUCUCACGAAUACUUGGGGAAUACUCCCAGAUUGGUCAUAACACCGUUGACGGAUAGAUGUUACAUAACCCUGACCCAAUCUCUUCAUUUAAUAAUGGGUGGUGGACCAGCAGGCCCAGCGGGCACUGGAAAAACCGAAACCACCAAAGAUCUAGGCAGAGCUCUCGGCAUAAUGGUCUACGUGUUCAACUGUUCCGAGCAGAUGGACUACAAAUCCUGCGGUAACAUCUAUAAAGGAUUAGCUCAAACUGGCGCCUGGGGUUGUUUCGACGAGUUCAACCGAAUCACGGUCGAAGUACUCUCCGUAGUAGCUGUCCAAGUGAAAUCGAUUCAGGACGCCAUUCGAGAUAAGAAAGAGAAAUUCAACUUCAUGGGAGAAAUAAUCGGCCUCGAACCAACGGUUGGUAUAUUCAUCACGAUGAAUCCAGGUUACGCAGGACGAACAGAAUUACCGGAGAAUUUAAAAGCCUUGUUUCGACCGUGUGCCAUGGUAGUCCCCGAUUUUGAACUUAUCUGCGAGAUUAUGUUAGUGGCAGAGGGAUUCCAGGAUGCGAGAGUUCUAGCGAGAAAGUUCAUUACGCUAUAUACUCUAUGCAAGGAGUUGUUAUCAAAGCAGGACCAUUAUGACUGGGGACUGCGCGCGAUAAAGUCGGUCCUCGUGGUCGCCGGAAGUCUGAAGAGGGGAGACCCCGGCAGACCGGAGGAAGAAGUGCUCAUGAGAGCUCUUCGAGACUUCAACAUUCCCAAAGUGGUUUCCGACGAUCUGCCUGUGUUUAUGGGUUUGAUAGCCGACCUGUUCCCCGCCUUGGACGUUCCCAGAAAACGCGACGUGGAAUUCGAGAAGAUGGUUAAACAGGCAGCAGCUGAUUUGAUGCUGCAACCAGAAGACGGCUUCAUCCUCAAAGUCGUUCAGUUGGAGGAACUAUUAGAAGUACGGCACUCGGUUUUCAUCGUGGGAACUGCAGGAUCUGGAAAGACUCAAGUUUGGAAGUCGUUGUUUAGAACAUAUCAGAACAUGAAGAGGAAGCCUGUAUACAAUGAUUUGAAUCCGAAAGCUGUGACGAAUGACGAAUUAUUUGGAAUAAUUAAUCCAGCGACCAGAGAAUGGAAGGAUGGCUUGUUCUCGGUUAUUAUGAGAGAACAGGCUAACUUAGGCGGAGAGAAUCCUAAGUGGAUAGUUUUAGAUGGCGAUAUCGAUCCCAUGUGGAUCGAGUCAUUGAACACUGUCAUGGACGAUAACAAGGUUCUGACUUUAGCUAGUAACGAGAGAAUAGCUUUGACUCCUGUGAUGAGGCUGCUCUUCGAGAUCUCUAAUUUGAGAACUGCUACUCCAGCUACUGUAUCCAGAGCGGGGAUUUUGUAUAUCAAUCCUCAGGAUCUAGGCUGGAAUCCUUACGUCACGAGCUGGGUGGAGAAAAGAACGUCGCCAAUUGAAAAAUCCAAUUUGGUUAUGUUAUUUGACAAGUACAUCCCUGCUUGCUUGGAAACGUUAAGAACAAGAUUCAAAAAGAUAACACCGAUCGCAGAUAUGGCGCACGUACAGAUGCUAUGUCAUCUUCUUCACUGUCUUCUCAAGCCAGAAUUAACCUCCGCUGAUUUUUUGAAGGAACAUUAUGAACUCUACUUUGUUUUCGCUGCCGUCUGGGCUUUUGGUUCCUCGAUGUUCCAAGAUCAAACGAUAGAUUAUCGCGUGGAAUUUAGUAAGUGGUGGAUAAAUGAAUUUAAACAGAUUAAGUUUCCCUCGCAAGGCACCGUGUUUGAUUAUUAUAUAGACUCUGAGACAAAGAACUUCGUUCCAUGGUCUCAGCGUUUGCCAAAGUUCGAAUUGGACCCUGAACUGCCUCUGCAAGCUGUUUUGGUUUACACUGCCGAGUCUAUUCGAAUUAGGUACUUCUUAGAUUUAUUAAUGGCCGAGAAACAUCCAGUGAUGUUAGUUGGAACAGCUGGUUGCGGGAAGACUGUUCUCGUAGCAGAGAAACUUCUACAAUUACCUGAAAAUUACACAGUAUCCAAUGUACCCUUUAAUUUUUACACUUCUUCGGAGAUGCUGCAGAAAAUUCUGGAGAAGUCUCUGGAGAAGAAAGCUGGUAGAAAUUACGGCCCACCUGGGAAUAAAGCCUUGGUGUAUUUCAUCGAUGAUUUGAAUAUGCCAGAAGUUGACGCUUAUGGAACCGUCCAACCGCAUACUUUGAUCCGUCAGCAUUUGGAUUACGGUCACUGGUACGAUAGAACGAAGCUAACUCUGAAAGAUAUUCACAACUGUCAAUACGUUAGCUGUAUGAAUCCUACGGCUGGAUCUUUCACCGUCAAUCCUAGACUGCAGAGACACUUUUCCGUGUUUGCGGUCAGUUUUCCUAACAGCGAUUCGUUGACGACUAUUUAUUCGUCUAUCUUGAGGCAGCAUUUGUCCAACAUCGAACACAGGUUUCCCAUUUCUGUCGUCGAAAUGUGUAACAGUAUUGUUCAAGCGUCGAUUCAGCUCCAUCAUCGUUGCGCUCAAAUGUUCCUCCCAACAGCAGUGAAAUUCCAUUAUAUCUUCAAUCUUCGUGACUUGUCAAACUGCUUUCAAGGAUUAUUAUUCAGUGGGAACGAGUGUCUACAGUCUUCUAUAGACUUAAUCAGAUUAUGGCUCCACGAGACGCAUCGCGUUUACGGAGAUAAGCUUACAGAUGAAAAGGACAUAGAGAGCUUUUCUAAACUACAAUUGGAUAUUUUGAAGAAGAACGUGGAGGAAAUUGACGAGGGUGCCAUUUUGGAGAAGCCUAAUAUCUACUGUCAUUUUGCAGGUGGAGUCGGAGAGCCAAAGUACAUGCCGGUGAAGGACUGGGCAACUCUGCAUCGAUUGCUAUCGGAAGCAAUGGUCAGCUACAACGAUCUGGUAGCUGCUAUGAAUCUGGUGCUGUUCGAGGACGCCAUGAUGCACGUGUGCCGGAUAAACAGGAUCUUGGAGUCGCCUCGAGGCAGCGCUCUCCUCGUCGGUGUGGGAGGUUCUGGCAAACAAAGCUUGUCACGAUUGGCUGCUUUCAUAAGCUCGCUGGAGGUAUUCCAAAUUCAGUUGAAGAAGGGUUAUGGAAUCGUCGAUCUGAAAUUGGAGCUCGCUGUUCUGUAUAACAAGUCGGGUUUGAAGAAUCUGGGCAUCGUGUUUUUGAUGACCGACGCCCAAGUGGCGAACGAACAAUUCCUCGUGCUGAUCAACGACAUGCUUGCUUCUGGCGAGGUUCCAGAUCUCUUCGCCGAGGACGAAGUGGAGAACAUAAUAGCAGGAGUUCGUAACGAGGUGAAGGGCGCUGGUAUGUUAGAUACCCGCGAGAAUUGUUGGAAGUUCUUCAUCGACCGGGUGCGCCGCCAGCUUCGGAUAGUUCUCUGCUUCUCCCCUGUCGGAUCCACUUUAAGGAUUCGCUCGAGGAAAUUCCCGGCCAUAAUAAAUUGCACGGCGAUAAACUGGUUCCACGAAUGGCCGCAAGAAGCUUUGAUGUCUGUGUCGAAGAGGUUUCUGCAGGAGUUAGACGAACUUCCGGAAAAUUACAGGGAGGCUGCGGCGAAAUUUAUGGCCCACGCUCACACGACCGUCAACGCAGCCAGCAGACAUUAUUUGGCCAGCGAGCGCCGAUACAACUAUACCACACCAAAGUCCUUUCUCGAGCAGAUCAGUUUGUACACUAGAUUGUUGAAAACGAAGGCUUGCGAGCUUCGUGGUCGUGUAGCUAGGCUGGAGAACGGUUUGGAAAAGCUUCGUUCGACUGCGGUACAGGUGGAUAAAUUGAAAGAGAAACUGGCGAUGCAAGAGGUAGAAUUGCAACAGAAGAACGACGCAGCCGAUGCUCUGAUCGCCAUUGUUGGUAUCGAGACGGACAAAGUACAAAAGGAGAAGGCUAUAGCGGACGAGGAAGAGUCGAAGGUUGCUAUAAUAGCUGAAGAGGUAUCGAAGAAACAGAGGGACUGCGAAGUGGACUUGAUGAAGGCAGAACCGGCUCUCUUGGCUGCCCAAGAGGCUCUGAAUACACUGAACAAGGCGAAUCUGACGGAAUUGAAGUCGUUUGGUUCGCCACCAGGUGCUGUAACGAACGUAACUGCCGCUGUGAUGGUUCUCUUGGCUCCAGCUGGGAAAAUACCCAAGGACAGGAGCUGGAAGGCUGCCAAGAUCAUGAUGGCGAAGGUCGACACGUUUUUGGACUCCCUAAUCAACUACGACAAAGAAAAUAUACAUCCGGAAGUAAUCAAGGCGAUCCAACCGUAUCUAAAAGACUCCGAAUUCGAGCCAGAAUUCGUGAGAUCGAAAUCAGCGGCAGCUGCGGGUCUCUGUGCCUGGGUGAUCAACAUUAUCAAGUUUUACGAGGUGUUCUGCGAUGUGGAGCCAAAGAGGAAAGCGUUGGCACAGGCGAACGCAGAUUUGGCCGCUGCUCAGGAGAAGUUAAGCGUGAUCAAACGCAAAGUUGUUUCGUUGGAAGAGCAAUUGGCGAAGCUGACGGCGGACUUCGAGCAGGCAACGUCCGAGAAGCUCAAGUGUCAACAAGAGGCGGACGCGACCAACGCUACGAUUGCUCUGGCUAACAGAUUGGUCGGUGGGUUGGCCUCGGAAAAUAUACGAUGGGCGGAUUCCGUAGCCAAUUUCAUGCAACAAACGUCCACCCUACCCGGUGACGUUCUCCUGGUGACAUCGUUCAUAUCUUACGUGGGAUGUUUCACGAAACAAUUUCGUCAGGAUCUGCUACACAAGCAAUGGCUACCGUUUUUACGUAACGUAGAACCGACGGUUCCAAUCACGGAGGGGCUGGACCCUCUGUCGUUACUGACGAACGACACACAGAUAGCCAAGUGGAACAACGAAGGACUUCCAAACGAUAGAAUGUCGACGGAAAACGCAACUAUUCUGACGAGUUCCGACCGAUGGCCCUUAAUGAUCGACCCUCAGCUGCAGGGAAUUAAAUGGAUCAAGCAGAAAUACGGGGAGGAACUUCGCGUCAUUAGGCUCGGGCAGAAGGGUUACUUGGAUGUCAUCGAGCAAUGUCUAGCAACCGGGUCGACCGUGCUCGUCGAGAACAUCGGCGAAACGGUCGAUCCGGUGUUGGAUCCACUGUUAGGCAGAAACUUGAUUAAGAAGGGUCGGGCGAUUAAGAUCGGCGACAAGGAGGUCGAAUACAAUCCGCUGUUCAGAUUAUUAUUGCACACGAAGCUGGCUAAUCCCCAUUACAAGCCCGAGAUGCAGGCUCAAACUACUCUAAUUAAUUUCACGGUAACGAGGGACGGUCUCGAGGAUCAAUUACUAGCGGAGGUAGUGAAAGCCGAGCGACCGGAUCUCGAGGAGUUGAAGGCUGAGCUCACCAGACAGCAGAACGAUUUCAAGAUUACGCUCAACAGUUUGGAAGAUUCCCUUUUAUCGAGAUUGUCUUCAGCGGGCAGCAACGUUUUAGAGGACACGUCGUUGGUGGAAAAUCUGGAGACGACGAAGAGGACCGCGGCAGAAAUCGAGUCGAAGGUGACGGAAGCCCGCGGCACAAGCCGUGAGAUCGACGCCGCGAGAGAAUUGUAUCGACCAGCGGCAGCCAGAGCUUCUCUCCUCUACUUCAUCCUGAACGAUCUGAACACCAUCAAUCCAAUCUAUCAAUUUUCCUUGAAAGCUUUCAGCGUGGUGUUUCAAAAAGCCAUCUCGAAGGCCGAUCCCGCCCCAGACGUGUCCGCGAGAGUGAAGAAUCUGAUCGAGUGCAUCACCUAUUCCGUGUUCAUGUACACUAGCAGAGGGUUGUUCGAGUGCGACAAACUGAUCUUCGCGUCGCAGAUGGCGUUUCAGAUACUACUCGCUAGGAACGAGGUGACUGCAGCAGAGUUGGACUUCCUCUUACGGUUCCCCAUCACGCCGCACGUUACAUCCCCCGUUGAUUUCCUUUCCAAUAUCAGCUGGGGUGGAAUUAGGAGUCUCGCUAGCAGAGAAGAAUUUCGCAAUUUAGACAGAGACAUAGAGACUUCGGCAAAGAGAUGGAAAAAAUUGGUGGAAUGCGAAUGUCCGGAACGAGAGAAAUUCCCGCAAGAAUGGAAGAACAAAACGACUAUUCAGCGUCUGUGCAUGCUCAGGGCACUGCGACCCGAUAGAAUGACCUACGCAAUCGCAGCAUUCAUCGAAGAGAAGCUUGGUCCAAGGUAUAUCGAAGGUAGAACCGUCGAGUUCGCAAAAUCUUACGAAGAAACCAGCCCUUCUACGCCCAUCUUCUUUAUCCUUUCUCCUGGCGUGAAUCCUUUGAAGGAUGUAGAGGACCUGGGUCGUCGCUUGGGUUACACGUUGGAUAAUCAAAAUUUCCACAACGUGUCGCUGGGUCAGGGACAGGAAUCCGUUGCAGAAGAAGCUAUGGACGUGGCCGCGAAGAACGGCCAUUGGGUGAUUUUGCAGAAUAUUCAUUUGGUGAAAAAAUGGCUGCCAUUGUUGGAAAAGAAAUUAGAAAUGGCCGCAGAGGGCUCGCACGAGAAUUACAGGGUGUUCAUGAGUGCGGAACCAGCUAGUACACCAGCAGGACACAUCAUUCCUCAAGGAAUCCUCGAGUCGUCCAUUAAGAUUACGAACGAACCACCCACGGGGAUGCAGGCGAAUCUGCACAAAGCUCUGGACAAUUUCACCCAAGAGACGUUGGAGAUGUGCAGCAAGGAGGCAGAGUUCAAGGCCAUUCUAUUUUCCCUCUGUUACUUCCACGCGGUGGUCGCGGAGCGCCGGAAAUUCGGCCCACAGGGCUGGAAUAAAAUCUAUCCCUUCAACGUAGGCGAUCUUCACAUCAGUGUCAGCGUGUUGUACAAUUAUUUGGAAGCUACGUCGAAGGUGCCUUGGGAGGAUUUGAGGUAUCUUUUCGGCGAAAUUAUGUACGGCGGGCAUAUAACCGACGACUGGGACAGAAGGCUGUGUGUCUCCUAUCUCGAAGAAUUAAUGCAACCCGAAUUGGUCGACGGAGAGUUGCACUUAGCGCCAGGAUUCCCAGCGCCACCGAAUACAGAUUUAGCCGGUUACCAUGCCUACAUCGACGAAGCGAUGCCUGCGGAAUCACCCUAUUUGUACGGUCUACACCCAAAUGCUGAAAUAGGUUUCUUAACGAUGACUGCGGAGAAUCUCUUUAAAACCGUCUUUGAGAUGCAACCGAGGGACGCGGGUAGCUCUGGAGGACAAACAGUGACCAGGGAAGAAAAGGUGAAGCAAAUACUGGACGAAAUAAUGGAGAAACUUCCAGAGGAGUUCAACAUGGCCGAAAUAAUGGGCAAAGUGGAAGAAAGGACUCCGUACGUGAUCGUAGCAUUCCAAGAGUGCGAACGAAUGAAUCAUCUGACCACGGAAAUAAAACGGUCGUUGCGUGAACUGGAUUUAGGCCUGAAGGGAGAGCUAACGAUCACUUCAGAUAUGGAGGACUUGGAAAACGCGUUGUUCCUUGACCAAGUGCCACCUGUUUGGGCUCAAAGGGCUUAUCCGUCUUUAUUAGGACUGGCAGCUUGGUUCGUCGACCUGCUACUACGGAUCAGAGAAUUGGAAACGUGGUCCACUGACUUUGUCUUGCCACCAUCGGUCUGGUUGGCCGGAUUCUUCAAUCCUCAGUCGUUGCUUACGGCCAUCAUGCAAUCAACAGCUAGGAGACAGGAACUUCCGCUUGAUAAAAUGUGCUUGCAAUGCGACGUGACGAAGAAGAACAAGGAGGAGUUCACGGCAGCUCCCAGAGACGGUGCAUAUAUUCAUGGGAUAUUUAUGGAGGGAGCACGAUGGGACGUGCAGUCUGGCAUUUUAGUCGAUUCGAAACCGAAAGAACUGUUUCCUGUGAUGCCGGUGAUCAACGUAAGAGCGAUUACACAAGAUAAACAGGACUUGAGGAAUAUGUACGAGUGUCCUGUUUAUAAAACGAGAACUCGAGGACCUACCUACGUGUGGACUUUCAAUUUGAAGACCAAAGAUAAGGCUGCAAAGUGGACGUUGGCAGGUGUAGCGUUGUUACUUCAAACCUGAAUACUUGUAAAAUACCGAUGACGAGAGUUUCUACGAAUAAAUAAUUAGGACAGUAGAGAGUGAAUAAAAUUUGCGAUGUAGAUUUUAGUAGAAGAUUUUAAUAGAGGCGCGUAAAAAGGAAACCCCAAACAGCGAUUCAUUCCCAUAAAUAAAGGCCGGGCAAUUGCGGCGAAGAAAGGAGAGAAUAAUUCGAGCGUGAAUCUCGAAGGACCUAUCGAACGAAGCAGGAUAUCACGGGAUGGGCUAAUCGGCCGAGAGUUAAUAAACCGUAAGACGAUAGAAAAUCGACGCGGUGGAUCGUUCGGUUUCCGUUUCGUUCGAGGGACAAAGUAUUCCGUGAUCCGUGGAAGAGGAAGAAAUUAUCCGUUAUUCGACGAAACAAAAGGUCCCUCGAAGGUUUGCCCUUCGAAAGGAUCGAUACUCGCGGCUCCAGAGACAAAACAGGACCGUGUACGAAACGUUGGUCAAUUUAAUAUACGAGGCAGAAAAGAGGGAGCGAAGGGUCGGAGAAAGAAAAAGGAAGGGAAAACGGCAUGGAGCGAGCCUUGUAAAGGUGAAAACGCAUAGAGGAUACAAGGUUUGCCCACCUCGGGGACAUAAAAGCUUUCAGAUUGCGGCACGGGAUCAAAAUUGUAUCGUGUUAGCGAGAGAAAUUAGAUUUCCUUUCCGCGGGAACGUCGAACCGCGCGCAAGCAGAAACGAUCUCUUUCUUCCGCGAGCGGAGAAUGGAAUCCUAUCAAAUAUGCAGAGGUUAUUAGCUCUCGAAGGAGAACGGAAAAAUGUUUACCCUCCAACUUUCCCCAGGUUCCACCGUUUCUGGCUGGAUUUUAUCCAGCCUUUCGUCAAGCCUCCCUUUAAAACACAGGGACGAUAAACUCUUGUUGAUCAACUUGUUAACUAAUGCAGGCGCGUCGCUUGUCUCCAACCGUUUCUUUCUCCGGGAACUGUGGAUUCUUUAAUGCGGCAAGUUUCCUUUGAAAGUCUGCUCUUUCGAAGAUAACGAGCUACGUUUUAAAGUUCCUGUUUAAAGUACCAAAUUUUCAUCCGCUUCACAGUCCCGCCUCAUAAACUUUUUAUAAGGGCUGAUCAGAAACUAAGGUUCCCUCGGUAAUAGUCCCUCGUAUGUUAAUUUAGCUUUCUUGUUCGUAGAAAUUAUUUGUGUCUCAAAGCGUUUAACGAGUACAACUCGAAUCGUCGAUUAUUUAUUUCCAGUACUUUCUAACGACGACGUAGCUUGAGACACGGUCCCGUAUAUAGGUUCUUAAGAAACGGUUGAAUAUCUUUGAUCGAAUGAAAAGAAAUACGUAGUUUCUUCGAACAGGAAAUUCUUUCGAAAUAAGAGACAGUUUGCUCUAAUUAAGAAAAGCAAAAUUAGUUUACACCGGUUGCACGAUAUAUGUCGUACUAUUUCUCGAAAGAUAUAAAUUCAAGUAGUUGUACUCGUGUUUCGAUCUAUGCUACAAUAAAUUUUAUACGAGUGCACCGAGAAUAAAUUCUACUUGUAGGACGUAUCAACGUUAUAAACGUUUGUUUAACCCGAUACAAAAGUAAAGUUGAAGUCCGAUGGUGCGUAUCCCGCGCAGAGUCAACUCACGAGUCCCAUCGAACCAAAGGGAGAGAGGAAAAAAGUGUCGGUCCCUUGCAGAGAGGUCGGUGAUUGGCUGCCAAACACCCUCUUCGUGAUUCCUGUCGAUCGAUUGGCCCCACUGCAUCGGCUUCAAUCACGCUUUUCAUUAAGCCUCGCCGGACAACGGCGACUAAAAGAGAAAGAGAGAAACCGAGAUCGAAUGUCCGGCUUUCGUGCGUCAACCGGAGGAAGCUGCUUUCGUGGCGUUUCCACUUUCGACAUCGAUCACGGGAGAAACUUCGACCGAUUAAAGAUCAACCACUCGUUGCGAUCGAUCUUCUCCUAUCUAGCAUUCGUCCUAUCACCUGUACAAUUUCCUCGUUCAAAGAUAAGUACUUUUAAAAUCUUAAAAUGGCGAGAAGCAGAAGGAGGAGGGAACAGCGCUCGAUUAACUUCCGCAUAUCGAGUCGAAGGAUGAGUUCAUUCGUUUUUCAUUAACGUAUACAUUUCGGAGAAUGUUGUAGAAAUUCUCGAAGAAAGGCGAAGAUACGCGUACGCGAUCUUUUUCCGAGUUAAUUCUUCGGUUAAUUUCCGCGUGUAAUAAAGAAACAGAGGAAUAAAACGAAGUCGACAAUUUUCGAGGAACGAGAGGAAAAUUUUCACCGAUUGUUGCUGCUGGAUUUUAAAACGGAAUAUCGUUGGGAAAUUGAUUAGGCGUGGGAUAUCGGUCUGGCCGUAAAACCGCGAUUAAUUUCCGGCUAAAACGUAUCCCGACGACAGCUUAACGAGGCAAUUUAACAUCGAGUCGAACGAUUACGCUACACACGAGCAUCGGAACGCAUUUCGGAGGGUAUCUCGCGUAUAAUGAGCGAUCGAUAUUCGGAGAAUAUAAUAAGGACGCAGAAGUCGAGAAGCCUGCAAGAACCGGGAGUUCCUCUUUGUCAAAGAAUUCUUGCCAACCGGUAAUCUUCCCCUCGGAAUGCUAAUUUGGCUGGCGUGGUUGGAUCGUCGAGGCUCUCGCCCUCGCGACUUUCGAAUUUAAUUCGCAGGAAAUUCCUGCCUUCGAACGGAUUUCGUAGUGUACACGCACGUGGCUGUUUCGUGUAUUUCGCAUCCGCUUAGAACGCGAUCGUUAACGGUGGUUGCUCGUUAACGUGACAAAUCGCUUGUCAAGACGACGUGUCGCGCCUCUCUGCCUCCUAUGCUUUGGAUUAACCUUUGUCCUCGUCUCCGUGAUUCUAUUGAUCGACCUUCGACGAUCGGGUUUUAGAUACAUACAUUUUACUACACCCAAGUGAAAUCACAAUUUGAUAUGUUGACACGUAUUGAUGAGUUUAAUAAAUAGAACAUCAGCCUCUAAAAGAUUACGGGAUACGCCGUCGUUCUUGGCGAACACGUCCUCUAUCUAUCGUUCCGAAAAAUACUAUUUCGCGUAUAAUGUGACUUUACUCGAAAGAUAGGAAACACGUGGAACCUUCAACGUAUUUGAAGAUAUCUCAACGUAUGUUAGAAAACGAGGAUAAACCAUAACGUUUCUCGCGCCUAGUGCUUCAUGAAAAUUAAAGAAAGAUUUCAUCCUUUCUAAACUACUGUAGUGAUGUGCCUCUGAAUAAAUUAAAAGUAAAAUACAUUAAGGGACUUCUCAGUGACUAUAAUUUAUGUGGAAAGUACAUUUUAAACGCAGGAGUCAUAGGCUUAAAUAGCGGAAAAUGUAGAUCGUAAUAAAACCAUCUUGCUGUGGCACAGGAAUCCUAAUUUACCAUAUUUAGAGCGCAACGACGCUGCUUACGUAUGUACCCCAGCAGCCUGUCUAAGAAGGGUAAUUCUAGCCACGGUUGAAAUCAUUAAAAAUGAGCGGUUAGGAAGAGUUAACGACGCCUUUAGCCAUCGUAAAAGCCGAGCUACGUUCAUUUUUCAUCGAGGACGUCACUAUGGGCCUGCGACUCGUUUCUUCAGUCAGGUUAAUCAUUUUUAAAGAGCCGACCGCAGGUGUCCCUUCUCGUGAUCUUAUAUUAAACAAAGAGAGGGACGGAGAAAAGAAAAGAAAGGAACGACGAAGGGUUCGAAUUUCGUAGGCAUACGA